Messenger RNA from Cyphomyrmex costatus, 2254 nucleotides. RefSeq names its product ecdysoneless cell cycle regulator (gene ecd). Gene Ontology annotation, cellular component: nucleus. The transcript has 5 exons. Bases 121 to 2034 code for a protein of 637 amino acids. The record is from RefSeq and is a predicted model, not a curated record. Lineage: Eukaryota; Metazoa; Arthropoda; Insecta; Hymenoptera; Formicidae.
GCGUGCCCUGGAGCUUUGAUGGCGGCCUCGCAUAGGUUAUGGUCUGCGUCUUAAAUAAUGCAGUAAACAACUUUAGUCACGCUUUUUAUCGGUCUAUGCGGUCAUCUACGAGGAACGCCCAUGGCAGGAGAAAUGCGACGCCAGAAAAUGGCAAAUGCAAUGUUCACGCACAAGAUCAAGGCGGAGGAUACCAUUGAGUGUUUCCUCUAUCCCAAGUUCUGCUACGCGUCCGACCCGGACGCGGUGACGGAGGCGAGGCUGAGCGAGGAGAUCGCCAAGUAUAACGAGGAAAUGGGCUUGUUCAUCGGCGAUCACAUUUGGCAUAGUGACAGCUUAAAUUUCCGUCCUAGAACCAAGCAGGCGAUGCUACUGAAUCGAACUCUCGAGGGAUCAGCGGUGGAGGAAGAUUACCAUACCUUGCCUCACAUUUAUGCCAAUCAACGUUUUGACGAGGAUAUAGGAGACGAAUGGCUAACAGUGUUCCUAAUAUUUAGGCUCACCAAAGUCUUCGACGGAUUGAUCGCCAGAGUGGUGGAUUCGGACGGAGAGUUUCUUCUGAUAGAAGGCGCCCAUGUCCUGCCACUCUGGGCCAGCCCUGAAACGUGCCAGGAUCGUGUGUUCAUUCAUAACGGUGAUAUUCAUGUUAUUAGAGAAAGGGGAACAUCAUUUCCUAAUUUAUUAAAUAAUAUAAAUGGCAAGCCACAUAUCUCUAAGAUGUCCGAGAAGGUGCAGCUUGUAUUACAAAAGCGAAUUGGCAUUUAUCCUGAUGAGAUUCAGAAGAGGAAGCACAAGGCCCGAGCGUUCCUUCCAGAGAAGGCGGCUUCUAUACUUCGUCUAGAACCAAGACUCAUAGCUCCAGCGAUUAGAACUAUCUGCCAUUCAGAUCCACUCGAACGCAAAGUUUGUCGUGCCAUGAGAUAUUUCCCUCCCGAACAACGAACCAUGGUCAAUGUUAAAAUGACCAAGUGUUUGUACGCGAUGGCGACGCACUGUCGUUAUACUGGUGAUCCAAGAACAGGUUGGAACAUACCACCUGCGACUUGCUCAAAAUACAAUGCUCAUGUUCUCGGAGUUAAAAUAGCAUGCGGUUUAGAGAUGCUAGUAGCUCGGGCCAAUGAAGAACGUAGAAAACGUACUAAAGAACAGUCGGACGUUCCCGACGAUGCUGAAAAAUUAAAGCUGAACGAAUCAGCUUUCAACGCUUACCUAGCUCGUUUAGAGGCGAACGGUUACUUUAGAGAUCUGUUGGAAGGUAGUCAAGAACGUGAUAAGCUACUAUCUACGGCGAAGGAGUAUUUCUUGAAGCAUGCGACUUUAUUUGAUAAUCUAACAAAUUUGUACGAAAGCGAUGCUCAAAAAAUCUUAGAAGCAUGGGAGAACAUACAGACGAAUGACAUUGAAAUGCAUGCUCAAGAUGAGAGUACGCUGAGUCCCGCAGAUACCGAUAGUUGGCUAAAUGUGGAUCCAGCGCAAUUAGAAACGUAUUUAAAUCAACACUGGGGCAAUGUUAAAGAUAAAAAAUUAGAUAAACAGGAAUCUUUGAGUCUCCGAGAAAAAGUACAAUCAUUUCUCAACCAAACCAGUGAUAUUGAUGGCGUGCAUUUCUUAGGAGAACAAUCAAUGGAGAAUGAUAUGCAAGACGCGGAGGAUGGCGCGCGAAUAGAUUUCGACGCAGACGUAUUCGAUAGUACAUUAAGAGGCAUUCUUGAUUUAGUUGUUCCUGGAGGAGAGGAUGAAUUCGAAGGUAGUUCAGAAGGAUCGCUGGGUGGUGAUGACGAGGAUAAAGGUGGCGAUAUGGACAAGUACAUGCGUCUGUUAGAUUCGCAAUUACAAUCGCAGAUGGUAAAAGACGAAAGCUUGGUAGCGGAUGAUGAUAAUAGCACAGAUCUCGUAGAGGCAAGUUUGCGAGAAAGUAUCGAAGCCGAGGCCGGUGGCUCCGGCCCGGCCGGGAACAUAAUCGGAGGUCCUGUUCGAAGGCUCAUGCACUUGCAAUUGCAAUCGCCUACGACGGUACCGCCCGACUUACAAAGUUAAUGGCACUACAUAGUAGACGAUUAGCAUAGUCGAUUCACGUUAACAUUCGUAAACAUUAUUACAACUUUCGCUUCAUUCUGCAAGAUACAUUAAGCAUUUGCCAUUUCAAACAAGGAGAAAAGACAAUGGACUAAAAUCUCUCGUUACUGUCUAAAUUAUUACACUUUAUUACUUAAAAUAUAUACUUAAUGUUAUCGAUCAAAGCACCUUUAUCACGCAA